Molecule: messenger RNA, 1040 nt
Organism: Capsaspora owczarzaki ATCC 30864
Lineage: Eukaryota; Filasterea; Ministeriida; Capsasporidae
Exons: 5
Coding region: 165-953 (262 amino acids)
Molecular function (GO): protein binding
Source: RefSeq, a predicted model, not a curated record
CAGAAGCUGACUCCAGCUUUCCCUUUACUUUUUUUUUUUUAAUUUUUAAAAUUAUUUGGUUUUUUUGUUAACUCAGUCUGCUUUCCUUUUACCCGUGCUUCACACACACACACUCACACACUCACACUCUCUGUCACUGCCCCCUCUUCGUCCUCACAUCCAUCAUGGGCGGCGCACACUCCAAAGCCAUCGAGCGCAGCAAGCGCACUGGCCAGCUCGAGCUCAGCUACGCCGAGCUCAAAAGCAUACCGUCAAGCGUGUUCAACGUCACUGGAAUGACCAUCUUGACGCUGAACGCCAACCUCAUUCGCGAAUUCCCGUUGCGAUUGACGACGCUCGUCAACCUGACCGAGCUCAACCUCGCAGGCAACGAAAUCAAGUCACUCCCGGCCGAGGUUGCCAUGUUCUCCAACUUGCGCCGCUUCAACAUUGGAUACAACCAGCUGACUGCGCUGCCAGACCAGAUUGGCGCACUCAUGCAGCUGCGCAUGCUCGACAUUUCGCACAACAUGUUGCUAGAGAUCAAUCCCGCCAUUCGGCUGCUCCACAAUCUCACGGAUCUCAUCGCUGACGGCAACCAGCUAACGUCCUUGCCACCGGGGCUGAAGGAGUGCCGGAACAUUACCAACCUCCAAAUCCACCACAACAAGUUUAAGGAAUUGCCGCCAAUCAUCUCCCAGAUGAACAAGGUUGAAAAACUGGUCUUGUCACACUGCCAGCUGGUGCGACUGCAGCCGGAGGUUUUGGUCGAACUGGCCAAGAACAUUGGCGAAAUCAAAGAGAUUGACUUGAGUAACAACAAGCUCGACGCCAUUCCAGAGGAUAUGAUUGAGCUGUUUAUGGUGCGCACGCUCGACUUGUGCGACAAUCCUGUCAAAGUUUGGCCGCUAAAAGUGAAAACCAUGCACAAUCUGCGAUUCAACUGGCAAGAUAUCAGCGACCGCUUCCAAUGAUUCAGUGCGCUGCAGCGUUUUGGAUGUCUUUUCGUUUCUUUUUGUUUUUGGAUGUUGUACGUCAGAACAAUGAAAACUACAAUGGAA